This is a messenger RNA of Brachypodium distachyon (stiff brome), 942 nucleotides long. RefSeq names its product glutathione S-transferase T3-like. The record is from RefSeq and is a predicted model, not a curated record. The transcript has a single exon. NCBI's taxonomy places the organism in Eukaryota, Viridiplantae, Streptophyta, Magnoliopsida, Poales, Poaceae. Bases 1 to 942 code for a protein of 313 amino acids.
AUGGCCUUCUUUGGAGUUGCUGGAGGCAAUGGGUCCCGAGACGAAGAUAAUAGUCCGGUUGGGGGGUCAGGUACUCCACAUUCCGUUGCACAUCGAGUAGAAGACCCUGCUAACAAUGAAGAAGGAAGUGAGAGCAGUCCGGAUGAGCAAGUAAAAAGAGGCAAGGGCAAGAAUUGGAGUAAGAAGGGGGAUGAAUUGCUAGUAAGUGCAUGGCUGAACAACUCCAAUGAUCCAAUUGAUGGCAACUCAAAAAAGUCCGAUCACUUAUGGAAACAAAUAGCAAAAGAGUACAACAUGUAUGCACCUCAAGACCAGCAAAAGUCAGCUGCACAAUGCAAAAACCACUGGACCAAGAACACAUCGAAGGUCCCAAAGUUCAAUGCUUGCUACAAUGAAUUGAAGAGCACAUAUCCCGGUGGACAAUCCGAAGAUCAGUUAAUGGAGAAAGUUCGUGAGAAGUACAAGGUGGUUGCCAAAAUGAAGAGACCCUUUCCAUUGGAGCACUGGUGGAAAAUGGUGAAGAAACAACCCAAAUGGAGAAGGUUGUAUACCCUAGAGCAAAUGAAUAAAAGGAAUAAGUUGGAUACAGCUGGUGCAUACAGUUCUUCAAAUCAAGAAACUGAGGCAGAGGAAGAAACCAAACGACCCCAAGGGCAGAAGGCAGCAAAAGCACAGCGAAAAGGCAAGUCAAAGUGCUCCACAGGAACAUUGUCAAAUGAAAAUGUCGAACAGUUUAACAAUCUUCAACUAAGGAAAUCAAUUACUGCUGAAAAGAUGGCAACAGCUGCACUACUCUAUGCAGAGAACGAGAAAGAAAGAAUUGAAGCAGAGAAGGAGAAGACAAAGGUUGCGAAGCUUGACAAAUACUUUAAUCUAAUCGAGAAGGGUACUUCAAAUUUCACUAAUGAUGAGAAGCUGGGCCAUGAACGAAUACUGGACUAA